AUGGCUAGGAGACCGCUGACAGAAAGAUCCGCCCAAGGGUGGAAUCAACAGCCCGGAAGAAGGAUGGGCGGCUCACAGAAACGUGUGUAUGGUAAAGGGAGCACUGCCUCGUCCAGGGCUGUGCUAAGCGAGCAAUUUCUUGACGAGAAUGAAGUCGACCAGCAAAAUGUUCAGGGUGGUCAUGGAAAGGCAGUGUCUCCUUUGUCCUCCUCCUUAUCAUCUGCCUUGUCGUACACUCUGUCACUUGAAGAUGGUGCCAAGCAUGUAUCCCCUGCCCCUGCUGGUUCUGUUUCGGAAAAGGGCAAAGAAGUCCAGAACCUUCUGGUUGUCGACUCAACGGCCGCCACUUACAUUUCCCCUUUGCUUGCUGAAUGUGACAAGCCGAAAGGCCUCUAUGAUUUCCUGACCUGGGCAGAGAAGGCAGCGAAGACCUUCAAGGUCACAAAAGUGGCAGAAGGCUCAUACGGUGAAGUCUUCAAGCUGGAAAAGAAAGACAUGCCUUCUGAGAGAUCUGUUCCCACCCCCGAACACGGGCAACAGGCCCAAGGUAGUAGCAUCUUCAAACUAAUUCCGCUCCGACCCAAGUCCAGCAAGUCAGCCAAACAGACAAGUCUGGAGAGUCUUGUCCGUGAAGUACAAAUGCUCAAACUCAUGGAUCCCGUUCCCGGAUUUGCGCGCUUCAAAGGCCUCAAGGUGCUGCGGGGAUCUUAUCCUCCAUCUUUUGGCGAAGCUUACUACUAUCACAAAGCCAGGAGGCCGAGCGAUUCCCAGAACCCUCGACCAUCAACAUACCGAGAUAAGCAGCUGUGGGCCCUGAUCGAAAUGGACGAUGCGGGCGAAGACCUAGAGAACCUAAAAUCACCAUCGGUAUACCAGAUCUUCGACAUCUUCUGGCUCACCUGCUGUGCUCUGUCUUACGGGGAAGAAGAGGCAGCAUUCGAGCACCGAGAUCUCCACAUCGGCAACAUCUGCAUCAAGCCCACGACAACACGCAGCAGCACUACGAAGACCCCUGCAAACACUCUACCCGACGCCAACCUCCCGCCCACAACCAGCUUCGGCCGCUCCUCGCUCAACGUCACGAUAAUAGACUACACCCUCUCCCGCGCCACCACCGCCACCAGCAGCAGCAGCAGCAAUGAAGCAUCCUCCCCAAACUCCAGCAAAUCCUCCUCCGCGCCCCCAGUCACCACGAAACCCAGCAUAAUAUACACCCCGCUCCCGCCCAACUCCUCCAUCUUCACCCAAUCCACCAGCCGUCACCCCGUCCCCAACCCCACCCUACAGCGCCAAAACUCAACCUACCGCGCCAUGCUGCGCCACGCCCAAAGCGUCGAAGCGCGCUCACGAGCAGAAGACCCCAGUCGCGAAAACCGAAAGAGAGAUAUGUGGCAACGCUUCAUGCCGCGCACGAACGCGCUCUGGUUGGCCGCCUUGCUCUGGACGCUGCUGCGUCGAUUCGAGCAGGGGGCUGAGCGUGGUGGUGGUAGUAAGAGUGUUGGUAGUGGUGGGAAUGAUGAUGCAGGUGAGGAGGGGAGGGAGAGGCUGGUUCUGGCCGGAUUGAGGAGCUUGCUUGAUUUACUAGACGGGGAGGAGAUGCUAGACAGCGCUGGGGCAGUUGUCCUCGCCGCGAUAGAGAGGGGGUUAUUGCAGAGGCGGGAUUGGGAUGGCGUUAGGGCGUGCUUGGAUGGGGAUGCGGACUCUGGUUCAUGCUCGGCUACGAAAUGA
Molecule: messenger RNA, 1728 nt
Organism: Endocarpon pusillum Z07020
Lineage: Eukaryota; Fungi; Ascomycota; Eurotiomycetes; Verrucariales; Verrucariaceae
Exons: 3
Coding region: 1-1728 (575 amino acids)
Biological process (GO): intracellular signal transduction; mitotic cell cycle; protein phosphorylation
Cellular component (GO): cytoplasm; nucleus
Molecular function (GO): histone H3T3 kinase activity; ATP binding
Source: RefSeq, a predicted model, not a curated record